AUGGAUGCUGCAUCAAAUUCUAGCAAUUUGUGUCAUCUAUUUCGUCUCGUCCGUUUAGCAACCGGCAAGCGCUAUUCACCAGAGCCGAUAGUGCGCAAUUCGGAAGGCCAAAUCAUCUCCGAUACUAAAGGAAAACUUUCCAGAUGGGUAGAGAAUUUUAGCAACCUCUUAAACAAUCCACUACACACCACGGCACCCAUUUCAGCAUUAACCCAGUCAGGCUACGAGGCGGAUUGCUCACCGUCAUAUCCCAAAGAAAUUGCAGACAUCCUUCGUCGACUGAACCCGAAGAAAACUGCUGGAGCGGAAGGGAUUCCAGCGGAAAUCCACAAAGGUUGUAUAGCAGCGCUCCUUGACCAUUUGCAAGCGCUCUUCUGCUCGAUAUGGGAGACCGAAAUCUGUCCUUCUUCAUGGGAUACCUCAGUACUACUGACAUUUCCCAAGAAAGGUGAUGGGACUCUGUGCAGUAUCGUGGGACAAGCCUCAUCCAUGUGGCUGCAAAAACCUUCGCACAAACCUCGCUUUCCCGUCUGGUCAAUGAGAGCAACCUGCGAACUCGCCAUAACCAAGGUGACUUAC
Molecule: messenger RNA, 579 nt
Organism: Dicrocoelium dendriticum
Lineage: Eukaryota; Metazoa; Platyhelminthes; Trematoda; Plagiorchiida; Dicrocoeliidae
Source: the annotation of a GenBank genome assembly